AGCGGGCAAGCGAUCCUGCCUCUUAAUCAGCGUUCCACUGCCCUCUGGGCCAACUUCUAUUUCCCGCGACGUGAGACGCUUAUAGACUUUCAGAUACGGCAAUAGAGUUUUAUCGGGAAGACGUUGAAGCCGGGUCGAACCACGUUAUGACAAUCUAUUUCUAUCACCCACAACGCAGGAGGCAGUUUGGUUGUCGACUUGUUUAAUGCGCGCGGGAACGACGAAGACAAACGGACUGAUAGACGGCGUUGGGCAGCUCUCGUAGCGGCCGUAGCGAGUCCACACGAAGAUUGACACACACAAACAAACGCCGGCUCACAUUGACAUUCGAAAGCUCGGACGAACACACAGCGAGAUCUCCUUACGCAUAGGCAUAGUGCAGUGGAAAUUUAUCGGCGUUCUGGUUUGAACCGGUAGUACCGGUAUUUGAAGCCGACGUUAUCUAACGACGGCUACAGUUAGGUCUCCUGCUAUAAGCGAAGAAAGAACGAAACCCUGAACAUGGGCGAAGCCACGUAGGCUCCGUUUCCUAUUCCCGUCAGCGUGACGGCUGCACCUAUUACUGGCAACAGGCAUUUAGCAGACGGCGAUACUUUCAACCAAAAAUUAAAAAAAGCACGUUGUGAAACAAUUUAUUUGCGCGCUUUUUUUUUUUUUUAAUAGGAAACAUAUUACAAGCUUGUUGUUGCCGAAGCAUAGGGAAGAAAUUUAAUUGCUCCCGUUAGGAAUAGGAACGUAUGAAAGGAAAAAAGAUUCAAUAAAUAGAAUUUUUUUAGUCCACAUUAUGUUAAAUUAAAGUGCUAUAAUAACGGAAUACUGCAAUUGGAAUUCGAUGAUUAAACGCUGAUAUGUCGAGUCGGGAUGCAUACGACUGCAUGAAAUGGCCUUGAACAAUCGGGAAACUAAAUGGAAAGACCAAAGUAUUAAGUCAACGCUGGAUCUUGCAAAGUGCAGGGACCUCGAGGUGUACCGAGCGGCCCGACAAACCGCGCCGGACUUCUCUCGACUUCAGUAUGGACGUCAUUUUGCCGACCACAUGUUCGAGUGCUACUGGAACGAUGAGACAGGUUGGCUAAAACCGCGCAUUUCACCUCUGCACAACCUUAACCUGCAUCCAGCGGCCAAAGUGUUUCACUAUGGGCAAGAGCUUUUUGAAGGUAUGAAAGCAUAUAAGGGGGUGGAUGGAAAGAUUCGCCUGUUCCGUCCUAAUCUGAACAUCAAUCGCCUGCUCGGUUCGGCUGAACGCGUUGGACUACCGUUGUUCGAUGGUGAAGAGUUUCUCCAGUGCCUGGUGCAGCUGUUGAAGGUCGACUCCGACUGGGUACCACCAUUCACCUCCGGUUCACUAUACAUCAGACCAACGUUUCUAGGAAUUGAACCACGGCUAGGCGUAGGCCGUUCAUUGAAUGCAGUCCUAUACAUUAUUUGCAGUCCGGUCGAAGGCAGCUUCUCGCAGAGCGCAAAACCCAUCCAGUUGUUGGCUGAUCCGAAAUACGUUCGUGCAUGGCCCGGAGGAACCGGCGACAAGAAAAUCGGAGCUAACUACGCGUCAACGCUAGUGGUACAAAAAGAGGCAGAACGAAUGGGCCUGCAGCAGGUCCUCUGGCUCUUCGGCCCGGAGCACCGUAUAACGGAGGCAGGUACCUCCAACAUAUUUUUCCUCAUCAGAAAUGAAGACGGAUGUUUGGAGUUGAUUACGCCUCCGCUCAACGGAAUCAUUCUGCCCGGAAUUAAUCGCCAGUCUAUACUCGACCUUGCACGAUACUGGAACGAAUUCAAAGUUUCGGAGCGUGAGCUGACAAUGGCGGAACUUCAGGACCUACUCAGGCAAAACCGUCUCGUAGAGAUGUUCGGCUGCGGCACGUCAUCGACUAUUGUACCCAUCGAGCGUAUCGUUUUCAAAGACCCGUCAGGAACGCUGGUCGACUUACAUUUGCCGACAAUGAAACAGCGCAAUCCACUCUUUCAGAGAAUCUUUCAGUUCUUUGUGGACAUCCAGCUCGGACGGCAGAAACAUGAUUGGGCCAUUGAGGUUCAAUAGAUUUAGUGGGGACCUCUUCUUUUUUUGAACGACAGAAUCCAGGGCUAACAAACACCCCUCCAGCUGUAUGGCUGUAUGGGGUUUAAUAGCUGUAUGGGGUGAUUGAUUGUAGCCUAUGUCGUCGAUAGAUAGCCGAUCGUGAUAACACUGGAACAAGAAUAAGAGUUAUCAAAUAGUUCUGGUAUAUACUAGUUUUAGUUCCUACGUGCUAGAAGUAGAUGCCUAAAAUUAGUUCGGUUUCCAAUCGCGAAAAUAUUGGUUUUGCUCAAGCAUUUGACGAAAUCGACCACUGUACUGUAAAAUGUAUAUAAUGAUACUAUGCACAUUUGUAUAUAUAUAUAUAUAUAUAUAAUAUUUAUUUAUUCAUUUUAUGCUAUUCUUUUCGGGCUUAAUCGCGGGCGUUUUGCUCAGUUUCAAAUAAACUUAUGGCUAAUUUCAAGAAAAAUAGACAGGUCUGUGUGUAGUGUUUCGGAAGUGUGCACACAUCUUAUUUUGAAAUAGCACGCAAGCUACUUGAUAGAAAAUUUAAGUUAUUCCUACCGGUGAAGGUCAAACUGCAGUUAGUGGCUAAGCGAAUUUACUCGGACAUACCGUAUCACAGAGGAUAAAUCAAUUGAUUUGCUGGAAAAACGAGAUGCGUAAAGGAAGUUCUCCCAAUUGAAUAGGAUUUUCGUUUGGCAUCCUCGAAAACUGGCACCCUACUAAAGUCCAGGGGGUGGCCAUUAUUAAGUAAAUGUUGUAGAUGUUAAUCUGGGGCCUGACCUAGGUAAUGGUAGCGAUAAUUGCCAUCAGAAUGAUCUAUAUCCAAUGCACAAAAACUUUAUUAUCAGAAACAUCAUUAAUACAAAAAAAUGUCCGUGUAGACAUUUUAUGCGAUCAACAUGGGAUGGCUUCAAAUGUUUUUAGCCCAUCAAAGGGCUCAUCCUAAUCUAUAAGUAGUUGGUCAAUAAAAUUAAACACACUAUAGCGUAGUAAUAACAAUUAUAUUACGUGUUGAAGCAUACGGAUCUUGGAUAUGUUAUUCAUAGCCAUUUGUACUAAUGGAAAUGCUCAACAAUGAAUAGUUACGUUCGCCUCUCCAUCGAGCUCUGUCUAUAAUAGCUACACAACGAAAAAAUGGCCGAAUUGCAACAUUAUCCAGAAAAUAGGAAAAUAUUUAAUUCGUAAAAAGGCAAAAACCAAGUCUUGUUUUGAGGUAGUAAUUUGCUUUAAAUAGUAUCACACGUUUGGUCUAUUAGUCCGAAAGGAGCAAGACAUCUCGUGUCCGUCGACGGUUUUGGGGUAGAAACAGCGCUGCCUUCACUCAGCGAAUACACGAAUAAGGUGCACGCUUAUGCAACAGGUAUUUAUUAAGUUGUUUCUUUAAUAGAAUCACUUUGGUAUAGCAGUGCAGCGUGGCCAGCCUUCACAAACAACGAUUGUUACACGGAUGAUUUGACGAUACAAGUUACCAUACAUCGUGGAACUAUUUUCGUAACCGAAAACUCUGAAGGUCAAUUCAGUCAUAGAGUUCUCUCGAAUGAAUUGCGUCGCGUCAAGCGCUAGAUAAUAAUAAAUUCCAACUUUAUCACUUACAUCUAUUCAACUUUACAGAGGGUACCAUGCAUACAUGAUCAAUUGAUAUUUCAGUUGCUGAGAGUGUGAUAUAACGUAUGCGAAUAAAAUGUACAGACAGCCUUUACUAUUUAAUGACGGCCUUUAAACUUUGCCGGACAAGCUAUUACGUCUUCGGCACCUUCCAAUAUUGAAAAAUAUAGUAUAGUUGUUAGAAACGUUAAAACGAUCAGUAUAGUACAAGGCUUUGAUUGGAACUGUUAUAUUUUUUUGAUAUAACUGCCAGCUGGCCGGGCCAAGUCUCGUAUAACAUUAAGUUAAAAAUUUCUAGAUGAAGUUGGCCCAUCAGAGCAGCUUCCAGGCAGAGCGAGCUAAACACUAUUUUAUUGUAAAACUGGAUGAAAAGUCUGGAUGAAAAAAAUCUGCUGAGACUGAAAAUAAUUUCAAGCUUUGAGCCGGCCAAUUUUACACCUAUAAUAAUGUGACUGACAAAAAAUACAUUAGUUUCUUAUACGUUUUAUCUAAUAAACGUAUAUGAGCUUGUGAUAUAUGUCAAUAAAAAAAAUUUAAGAGCAAAUCUAUUGGAAACAUCGGAGAUUUCCGAUCGAGAGCCUGUGAUUCUUCCCCACUCGGUACCGAUUAUUAUUGUAUCUAUAAUAGAAUUCUUUCGUACUCGAAGAAAAGUGUACUACAAGUGAUACCGGAAAUUAUGGAAAUGUACUUGAUCGAGGCGAAAAAAGCUUUGAAGAACGUUUCUACAGUGUCGAUUAGUUAGUCCUGCAAUGAGUGUGUGAAGAUGCGGUCGAACUUGAUAAUUCCCUGCCUAAUUUCGUGUUAAUCGUUAAACGCUGACGAGCCUCAUCAUUAAUACUAAUUCUGUCUCGAGUGCUAUUAAAGGUAGUCUUACCCGCCUGUACGAUGCAGUAAACCGUGUAUACCAUCCAUAUACGUGCUCUCCAUCGUAUCUUGCAUGCUUUUAAUAGAAUCGCUAGCGAUCUUUACUAGGUCAAUUGGGCUUAGAGUAUCCAGCUAGUCUCCACGGAUAGAAUAUGCAUAAUAAUUCAAAAGGCAUCAAACUCCAAACCCCUUGGUUCUCAUUUCUGUUUAGGUAAGGGUGCGCAGUGAAGCAAUUGUUGAAUUUGUUUGUUAAGAUAUGGCACCGAAAAGAUCAUAAAUGCGUAACUGGCGACCGGCUCGUUUGACAGGGAAAUCAACGACUCGUUGUUUUAUACUAAUAACUGAUUCCAUUGGAAACGUAUAUGCUAAACUAGCUAAACACAUUCAAUCAGUGCAAAAUCAAUUCCUACCAAUAAUUUCAAUGGACAACCAAUCAGCCUACAAAUACACGUUCUAAGAACUCUUGUUAAAAAGAUAAGCA
Messenger RNA from Varroa destructor (honeybee mite), 4973 nucleotides. Its product is annotated as branched-chain-amino-acid aminotransferase, cytosolic-like. The record is from RefSeq and is a predicted model, not a curated record. Gene Ontology annotation, cellular component: mitochondrion. Gene Ontology annotation, molecular function: branched-chain-amino-acid:2-oxoglutarate transaminase activity. Lineage: Eukaryota; Metazoa; Arthropoda; Arachnida; Mesostigmata; Varroidae. Gene Ontology annotation, biological process: L-leucine biosynthetic process; L-valine biosynthetic process.